Gongylonema pulchrum is the source of this 237-nucleotide messenger RNA. The record is from the annotation of a GenBank genome assembly. Lineage: Eukaryota; Metazoa; Nematoda; Chromadorea; Rhabditida; Gongylonematidae.
AUGGCUGUGAUUAUCAGACAGCAUCCGAAGCCGAACGAAGCGACUGAUGCAAUGUCACAAAAAGAAGAAAUUGAUGAACAGUUCUUUGAACUUACAGUCAAUGAUGUACAGAGCAUUCGUCGAGAUCUUAGAGCACAAGCGUACGUCCUCUUCUCCAGCAACGCACUUCAAAGCGUACGCCUUCUCUGCUUCAGUGCAGAAAAUCGUAAACAUUCAAACGACCGGAGGCAAAAAUAA